AUGGGUCUAAAACGCAAACGCUCAACCCCGACCCUCUCCUCCCCCUUCUCCUCAAGCUCCUCCAGCGACGCCUCCACAUCAAGCCCUCUCCCGCACUUCUACGCCCAAACCAAACCCCUCGAACCGCUCUACCAAAAACCCACCUGGUCCUUCCCGACCUACGACGAAGGCUCCCACGCGAACCACCUGAACAGUCGCACGAGGAAGAGGUUUCGGGAUGGCAGGCCUGAGGAGGGGAUUGUAUACGAGCAUACAAUGAAUCGAUUAUACAACGCGCAACGCGAACAUCCUAACGCUUCGCCUAUAUGCGCUUCGAGUCCGAACGUUGCAGCGCCAGUGCUGCCGCAGAGGAGUACGCUCCACUUUUUCUGGCGGAUUCCUCAGCAGCCGCCGCCGUCGACGAUUCCGAUGGUUCUCGAUCAUGGUGACGUGGGCGUUCAGCGGGAUACGCGCUGUGAGGAUUGUGAUGGAUCGCUACGACAUGAUGAGGCGAUGGAGAUUGAUGAGGAUGUGUAUGUCCAGGAGACGAGUUGUUGGGAGUGUAGGAGGAGGGUUUGUGAUAUGUGUGCGGUGAAGGGGGAUCGGAGGGUCUGUUUGGGGUGUGCGAGUGGGAGGUGA
Zasmidium cellare ATCC 36951 is the source of this 618-nucleotide messenger RNA. RefSeq lists its product as uncharacterized. The transcript is spliced from 2 exons. The record is from RefSeq and is a predicted model, not a curated record. Bases 1 to 618 code for a protein of 205 amino acids. NCBI's taxonomy places the organism in Eukaryota, Fungi, Ascomycota, Dothideomycetes, Mycosphaerellales, Mycosphaerellaceae.